AUGUAUGCCGAGCGCUUCAACUUCCCUCACUUACCGCGAGAAGGCCAGCAAUCCGUCCUCCGUCACCUCGACUUCCUCUUCAAAGUACAUCUACGAUACGUCAGCAAGAUAUUCUUCAAAUGGCCCGCGUGUGCUUUUUAUUUUCGAGGCCGGCUGACCCGCAUCACGCUUGAGAUCAGCUUAAAUAGGCGUUACAUACGAGCCGGCACUUUUAUCCACUUCAAGCGAAGGAUCAUCAAUGGAAACUGGGUUGACCAAGUAUCGUUCGUACUGAUGCACGAUGAGGACGAUCAAGUUCGCGGUGAUUUCUUCCUCUGGGCUCCCCAUCGGUGCUGGGAUCGGUACGGAUGGACUGAAUGUCGAAAGGGCUGUAAAUAUGGCGACGACUGCUCUUUUUGUACACACUUUCAAUUGUGCCCCUGCUGUGGAAGUCUCGCCACGCAUCGUUCUUAUCCACAAAUGAAAAUCGAGGACGUGGACAGUGCGAGACAACGACGGUUAUUGCAAAAAUUCAACGAUAUCCUGCCGUGUGCGCCGGUGCGGCUUCCGCCGUAUACGGUGUAUGGCUCCCCAAUGAAGUGGCCCCUUACGCAGCAAGAUUUACUGCCUUCGCUUCGACGCGACUACUUUUUCAUCAGCAAACAACUUAAUGAUUAUACCGAACGCGCCCACGGACGUCUAUUGGAACAAUUAGCGCCGAUUUAUCACUUUGGGCCCUCUAAGGUAUGGUAUCGGCUGGAUUUGCUCGACGACGAUAGCUCAUCGGCAGUUCACAGACAUCUGAUGGAAGUCCUAAAGGAGAUGGUGGGCUGUGAGUACUUAGCGAUCGGCCAGGUGGGAGACGACCCAAAGAGAUGGCCCGAUGCCCUGAAGACGGUUCGGAACCUUAUCACCGAAUGUAUUGUCUCGCAUCCACCAAUUGACGAGCGCCGUCGCAUCGCGUUAUUCUACGUCGAAAUGGAGUCGAAAUCUGUCCUUGACCACCGACCUAAGCAUCAACUACAAAAAAUGCUGGUCGAGUUGUGCGAGGAAUUGAAGGCAAGGCCGGCUGAAUCGCGGGAUUGCCAAAUUUUUUGUAUUGAGGGUCGAAAAAUCGAUCUAGUCUGGACAAAUAAAAUCAUACUUGGAGUCUACGUGUUUCUGGUCCAGAAUUGGGGAUCGAAUGCUGGGCACGCGGUGGCCGCAUACCGACAGCUGAUCGCAAAUUUCCAUAAAGGAGACUACUGGGACCCGAUGAGUGAUCCGCAAGUCAAAAACCGGCCACUAAAUUGGCGUGACCGUCUCGGUGUCGUCGAGGCGGGCAGCUGGUGGCUCGGACUCGAGACGCUUUGCUUUCUUGUUUUCAACUACGGCAGCCAAAUGGCCACCCUCCUCGCAAAACUCCAAGAAACGGCCGGCCGACGGGUUUUUCUACCAUUUAUCGUCCGAUUUUUGAACGGCAUUGUCGGCCAAUCCGAGGAGGCAUUAACGCUGCAAAUCCCGUCAUUAAGAUUCGAGCGUACUUUCGGGAACAAGGUGCAGAACAAUAAUGAAUCUGACCCGGUAACCCUUCGAAUCCAUCGGCUGUUCUUCUUCUGCUGGCUGAUGAUGCUGGACCCGAAGCUCGGCCUUGGCGAGGCGUUCAUGUAUGGAUGCUGGGAAGCCGACCCGGGCACCACCCAACUUCUCAAGCUUCUCAUCCGCGCCAAGCAGCAAACCGCACGCCUGCGAGGGCCAAGAAAACCAAAAUCUACCUCCUCGAAGAUCCUAGCCUCCCUUUCCGAAGUCCUCCUCAGUGUUCUUCAACGUGGCUGGGCCCUGUUCAACUACUGCCAACACCAGAUACGCUCGAAUACGCUGUUGCAGAGCGCCAAGAAUAUCCGAGCCCACUACGAUCUCGGCAACGACAUGUUCGAACUGUUCCUCGACCCUUCAAUGACGUAUUCUUGCGGCGUGUUUGAGAAAGCCGGCAUCCCUAUCGAGGAGUACGACGUCGGGUUGCUGGAGGAGUCGCAGCGUCGAAAGAUCGACAAACUCGUCGACCGGCUCGAACUCUCUGAAGAUGACCACGUGCUGGAGAUUGGGUGUGGUUGGGGCGCCUUCGCGAUUCAGGCCGUAAAGAGACACGGCUGCCGCUGGACCGGGCUGACCAUAUCGCACGAGCAGCUGGCAAUGGCCAAGCAACGGGUAGAAGAGGCUGGGCUAUCACAUCUUAUUGAUCUCAAAUAUCUUGACUAUAGACUCGAAACUGGCACCUACUCUCGGCUGGUCUCCAUCGAAAUGAUCGAGGCAGUCGGCGAGCAGUACAUGGCCGAAUAUUUCCAGGUCCUCCAUGAUCGGUUGGCCCCCGGAGGGAAGGCCGUUCUCCAGGCGAUCACCUGUCCGGAUGCGUACUACGAACGCUAUUGCCGGUCGUCGGAUUUCAUCCGGAAACACAUUUUCCCCGGCGGCCAUCUCCCCUCGCUUAGCCACAUCGACCGGUGUCUGGGCGGUCGGCUGUCCAUGGAUGGGGACAUCUCAGAAAUUGGGGAACACUACGCGACAACACUCGAUUUGUGGCUAUGCGCAUGGCGAGACAGACGAGCCGAAAUUCUGGCCCUCGGCUAUUCCCGUACUUUCCACCGAAAGUGGGAGUUCUACUUUGCGCUCUGCUCGGCCCUGUUCGCCCACCGGCACAUCAGCACCGUACAGUUCAGCUUGCGACGGGCA
Mesorhabditis spiculigera is the source of this 2688-nucleotide messenger RNA. The record is from the annotation of a GenBank genome assembly. Lineage: Eukaryota; Metazoa; Nematoda; Chromadorea; Rhabditida; Rhabditidae.